This is a messenger RNA of Aureobasidium namibiae CBS 147.97, 1209 nucleotides long. RefSeq lists its product as uncharacterized. The record is from RefSeq and is a predicted model, not a curated record. The coding region runs from base 1 to 1209 and encodes 402 amino acids. NCBI's taxonomy places the organism in Eukaryota, Fungi, Ascomycota, Dothideomycetes, Dothideales, Saccotheciaceae. The transcript is spliced from 4 exons.
AUGCCAACAAAGAGUUUAUUGCUUGUAUUCAUCCACGGUUUCAAGGGAGGAGACCACACGUUUGAUGGCUUCCCGGAUCACUUCAGAACCCUCGUACAGAAUGCCCUGCCGAAAAUAAAUAUUCUGUCCAUCGUGUAUCCCAAAUUCGAGACCCAAGGCGACUUGUCCGAAUGCGUCGCCAAGUUUCACGGAUGGUUGCUCGACAAGUGCAUCGAUCUGGAAGUCGCCAAUGGUACACCAUCACCAACUAUUGACCCUUCGGUGAGAGUCGUUCUUGUUGGUCACUCGAUGGGCGGCAUUGUAGCGGCAGAGACCUUGCUAAGCAUUGCUCGCGAUCAACCCGUUCCCUCGAGUCGCACAUUCCCAACCACCCAAGAUGACUCGGGACUCGGCAACCAGACCACAUCAAAUCCGACCUCUAAGAACGACAAGUUCUUGUUCCCUUACAUUCAGGCUGUACUUGCUUUCGACACUCCCUAUCUAGGUAUACAUCCUGGUGUUGUAGCUCAUGGCGCGGAAGAGCAAUACAAUACAGCAUCUGCCGCCAUGAACGCUUACAGCCAAGCCUCUCAGUUCUUUGGCCUUGGAAAGUCAUCCAAUGCGCGAGCUCCUCCUACAAAGGUUCCCGCAGGUGCUCUUCCACCACCAGAGGCCGGCAAUUGGGGCAAAUGGGGCAAGUAUGCCAUGUUUGCAGGUGGAGCCGCGGCCUUGGCAGCAGCAGGUGGUGCAGUAUGGCAGAAUCGUGAGCACAUAUCCAAAGGCUGGGCUUGGGCAGGCGGCCAUCUCGAGUUUGUAGGCUGCCUAGCCCGCGGCGCUGAUUUGACCAAGCGUAUCGAAGGUGUAGCUGCCCUCAGUGCCUCUCACAAGAUCGGUUUCGCCGACUUCUACACCUGCCUCGACACGCACAAGCAAGGCAAAACAUACUACUCGGAGCAACUGCUUGGCGAAGAGAGAACCUUCUGCGUACUGAAAAGUAAAGGCACCUGGAUCAAGUGCAUCAACGAAAAAGCGAGCAACGAAAUCGCCGCACACGUUGCCAUGUUUACGCCAAAAGACAACCCCGACUACUACGCCAUGACCGAUAGAGCAAAGGUUGUCUUGGUAAAGGCAGUGGAUAUGGAGUGGUAUGAGUCUUCUUCACCAACCCCUGAAUCGACUCCCGAACCCGAGAAGCAGAACCAGUCGGGUGCCGAACCUACGCAGGCGUGA